CAGUACUAUAAAAUCGGGAAACAAAAAAACUUUUCCAUUCAUUUAUGAGCUCGAAUUUUACUCCAAUGGCGGCCCCCAAACGACGGCUAUUCUUCUGUAUGACCCUAAUUCUCUUCCUAUUUGCAUCUUCAGAAACCCUUCAUGAUUACGAAGUAGACCAGUCGGACGAUUCAUCUCUCAAAAUCAAGCAUGAACAGCUCCUAUCAAAGAUUCUCAAUUUAGAAUCCAGCAUUGAUGAGAGGAGCCGUGAAAUUAACUCCAAAGAUGAAAGAAUCAAACAACUGGAAACAACUGUUUUUGAGAAAUCAAACAGUUUGGCCUCCUUGCGUAGUGAAAUUCAAUCUCUCCAGAAAAAGGAAUCUUUUGAUGCAAAGGAACAAGUGAAUGAGGCUCAUGCAAGAGCUGGUGAACUUGAAAAGAAGGUUGAAGAUCUUAGAAUUGAAAUAGCAAAACAAAACACAAAAAAAGAUGCACUUGAAGCUCGAAUAAAUGUUGCUGAAACAAAAAUUGCAGAAUUAAAUGAGAAACUUGUGAAGCUUCAGAGGACAAAUGAAGAACAAAAGAUCAGAAUCCAUAAUACAGAACGUGCUCUAAAGAAAGCUGAGGAAGAAAGAAUCAGAGUCCAAUUUAAAGCUGCACGCUUCUCAAAAGAACUUGCAGAGGUCCAUGAUUCAUGGCUUCCACCAUGGCUAGCAAUUCAUUUAAUUCAUUGUCAGUCUUUCAUGGUGACUCAUUGGAAUGUGUAUGGAAAACCAGCUCUUGAUGUUGCAUUUCAAAAGGCAAUGGAAACACAAACUCAAGUUCAAAGGUGGACAUGGCCCUACAUUGAUAUGGUUCACACAAAAUGGAUUCCUAUUAUCAAGGAACAAUGGCUUACAUUAGUGACAAAUAUGGAACCACAUGCACAAAAAUUUACUGUGAAGACUGUUGAAAUUUACCAUGUAUCCAUGAAAAAAUUACAGCCUCAAAUUUCCAAUAUAAAAACCAUUUUGGAUCCUUACAUCAAGGAAGUUAAGAAGUUUACAAAACCUUAUGUCAAUUGGCUUUCAAAGACACUGAAACCUUAUGUUAAUAAAACACAUAUCUUUUUAAAACCUUACUCCAAGAAAUUACUCCGUGGUUAUAAAAGGUUCUCCAAAUACACCCUAAAAUACCAUCGCCAGGUACGAGGUAACAUACAUGAAGUGAUGAAGCAAAAUGAAAUUACACGUGCCUUUGCAACUAAUGAACUUGUGUGGUUUAUGGCAUCUGCUUUAAUAGUUUUUCCUGUGAUGGUUCUACUUACUAUGGUGUCAUCUUUAUUCAGUAAAAAGUCAAAAAGGCGAUCGCGUAAUUCCCAUACAAGCCAUACACGCCGUAGGGCAAAACGCGUGCAUCAAGACAAAACAAGCACCUCAAAAUAAUUCUACAAAUACAUCACUGUGUCACUGUCACUGUUACUGACAGUGUAUGACAAUCUAGAGCAACCGAAAAGCUUCCAACGCCACACAAUGAGAAAUCACUAGUAUGUUAAUACUCGAUAGACUUGAAUGUUUACAAAUACAAAAGAUUUGGAAAAUGAUGGUGGUAAUCGAUAUAAAUGUCCUUUUUGCCCUCAUAUAUGUGUUCGUUUACAAGUAUG
Lactuca virosa is the source of this 1621-nucleotide messenger RNA. NCBI's taxonomy places the organism in Eukaryota, Viridiplantae, Streptophyta, Magnoliopsida, Asterales, Asteraceae. The record is from the annotation of a GenBank genome assembly.